Chinchilla lanigera (long-tailed chinchilla) is the source of this 4568-nucleotide messenger RNA. It is a transcript of the gene Dhx29, whose product is annotated as DEAH (Asp-Glu-Ala-His) box polypeptide 29. The transcript has 28 exons. Lineage: Eukaryota; Metazoa; Chordata; Mammalia; Rodentia; Chinchillidae. Gene Ontology annotation, biological process: translational initiation. The record is from RefSeq and is a predicted model, not a curated record. Gene Ontology annotation, cellular component: intracellular anatomical structure. Gene Ontology annotation, molecular function: ATP binding; RNA binding; RNA helicase activity. The coding region runs from base 124 to 4338 and encodes 1404 amino acids.
CCGCAGGAGCCCGGAUGGAGCACCCUCGUUGGCAGGGCGCGAGCUAGGUGAAGUGGUCUCCAGGGUUCCGCUGUAGCAGAGCAGGAGCGUGGACCUGGGAGAGUCUUCUGCCAAGGCUGUAGCAUGGGUGGCAAGAACAAGAAACACAAGACCCCGGGGGCCGCGGCGGUCCGGGCCGCCGUGUCUGCUUCCAGAGCCAAAUCUUCCGAGGCCGGAGCUGCCGGGGAAGCCCAAAGCCAGAAGCCGGUGGCCAGGCAGCCCCCCGCCGUCGCUCCCAGCGCCCGGGAGCCCCGAGUCAAGCAAGGUCCAAAAAUUUAUAGUUUUAAUUCUUCAAAUGAUACUGGUGGUCCUGCAAAUCUGGAUAAGUCUAUUUUGAAAGUGGUAAUUAAUAACAAGCUAGAGCAAAGAAUUAUUGGAGUGAUCAAUGAACAUAAAAAGCAAAAUAAUGACAAGGGGGUGAUUUCUGGAAGACUUACUGCCAAAAAAUUACAGGAUUUAUACAUGGCUUUACAAGCAUUUUCAUUUAAAACUAAGGACAUUGAAGAUGCCAUGACCAAUACACUCCUGCAUGGAGGUGAUCUUCAUUCUGCUUUGGAUUGGCUCUGUUUAAACCUUUCAGAUGAUUCACUUCCUGAAGGAUUCAGUCAGGAAUUUGAAGAGCAACAGCCUAAAAAUAGGCCAAAGUUUCAGUCUCCUCAAAUACAAGCCACUGUUUCACUUCCAUUGCAAAUUAAAACCAAAAAAACAGAAGAAGACCAUAAGAUUAAGUCUGGGCCAUGCUCAGCUGAACAUUUCUGUUCUCAGAGGUUACCUGCUAGGGCUGGAACAUCCAUAGUGGCUCCUUACUCACCUGACUUGGGACUCUGCGGAGACCAGCAGACAAAAAAGGAAGAAAAAAAUGUGGAAGUAAAUAUGAAAGAGUGGAUUUUGCGAUAUGCGGAACAACAGAAUGAAGAAGAAAAGAGUGAAAAUUCUAAAAAUUUAGAGGAAGAGGAAAAAUUUGACCCUAAUGAAAGGUACUUACAGCUUGCAGCAAAGCUUCUGGAUGCAAAGGAACAAGCAGCUACCUUUAAACUAGAAAAAAAUAAGCAGGGCCAGAAAGAGACUCAAGAAAAAAUAAGGAAAUUUCAAAGAGAAAUGGAAACUUUAGAAGAUCAUCCAGUAUUUAAUCCAGCCAUAAAGAUAUCACAUCAACAAAAUGAAAGAAAGAAGCCUCCUGUAGCCACAGAAGGGGAAAAUACUUUGAACUUUAAUUUAUUUGCAAAGUCUACAGCUGCUGCUGAUGAAGAGAAAGAUAAAAAGAAAGACCCCCAUGAUGUAAGAAAUUUUGACUAUACUGCUCGAAGCUGGACUGGAAAGUCUCCCAAACAAUUUCUGAUUGAUUGGGUCAGGAAGAAUCUUCCCAAGAGUCCAAAUCCUUCCUUUGAAAAAAUUCCAGUAGGUCGAUACUGGAAAUGUAGGGUGAGGGUAAUCAAGUCUGAAGAUGAUGUCCUUGUGGUGUGCCCUACUAUCUUAACAGAGGAUGGCAUGCAAGCUCAGCACUUGGGUGCUACUUUAGCCCUUUAUCGUUUAGUGAAAGGGCAGUCCGUUCAUCAGUUACUCCCUCCCACUUACCGAGAUGUUUGGCUGGAGUGGAGUGAUGCAGAGAAGAAAAGGGAAGAAUUAAAUAAGAUGGAGACCAAUAAGCCACGUGAUCUUUUUAUUGCCAGACUUUUAAAUAAGUUGAAACAGCAACAGCAACAACAGCACACUGAAAAUAAGAAAGAAAACUCUGAAGAUCCUGAGGAAUCUUGGGAAAAUUUAGUUUCUGAUGAAGAUUUUUCUGCUCUGUCCUUGGAAUCAGCAAAUGCAGAAGAUUUGGAACCUGUUAGAAAGCUUUUUAGAAAGUUACAAAGUACCCCUAAGUAUCAGAGACUUCUAAAGGAAAGACAACAGUUACCUGUGUUCAAACACAGGGAUUCCAUUGUGGAAACUCUUAAAAGGCACCGGGUAGUAGUUGUGGCAGGUGAAACAGGGAGUGGUAAAAGUACUCAAGUACCACAUUUCCUGUUAGAAGAUUUGCUUCUGAAUGAGUGGGGAACGAGUAAAUGUAACAUUGUCUGUACCCAGCCUCGAAGGAUCUCAGCAGUGAGUUUAGCCACCAGAGUGUGUGAUGAAUUGGGCUGUGAAAGUGGCCCUGGAGGAAGGAAUUCUUUAUGUGGAUAUCAGAUCCGGAUGGAAUCUCGAGCUAGUGAAUCUACCAGGUUGCUUUAUUGUACAACAGGGGUUUUGCUAAGAAAACUUCAAGAAGAUGGCCUUCUAAGUAAUGUGUCUCAUGUUAUUGUAGACGAGGUUCAUGAAAGAAGUGUCCAGUCAGAUUUCCUACUAAGUAUCUUGAAGGAAAUUUUACAAAAACGUUCAGAUCUACACUUGAUUCUAAUGAGUGCUACUGUGGACAGUGAAAAGUUUUCUACAUAUUUCACACAUUGUCCUAUUCUCAGAAUUUCAGGAAGGAGUUAUCCUGUUGAGGUUUUUCAUCUUGAAGAUAUAAUAGAAGAAACAGGAUUUGUCCUUGAGAAAGACUCAGAAUAUUGUCAAAAAUUUCUGGAGGAGGAAGAAGAAAUAACCAUUAAUGUUACAAGCAAAGCUGGAGGAAUAAAGUAUAAGGAAUACGUGCCAGUUCAGACUGGAGCAAGUGCUAGUUUAAAUCCAUUUUACCAAAAGUAUACCAACCGCACUCAGCAUGCUAUUCUCUACAUGAAUCCUCAUAAAAUCAACCUGGAUCUCAUUUUGGAACUUCUUGUAUAUUUAGACAAAAGUUCUCAAUUCAGAAAUAUUGAAGGAGCUGUACUGAUCUUUUUACCAGGCCUUGCUCAUAUUCAACAGUUAUAUGAUCUCCUGUCAAAUGAUAGAAGAUUUUAUUCUGAACGAUAUAAGGUGAUAGCUCUGCAUUCUAUUCUUUCAACUCAAGAUCAAGCUGCAGCCUUCACACCUCCUCCUCCAGGAGUCAGGAAGAUUGUUUUAGCAACAAAUAUUGCGGAGACGGGUAUCACUAUUCCAGAUGUUGUGUUUGUAAUUGACACUGGAAGAACAAAAGAGAAUAAGUACCAUGAAAGCAGUCAGAUGAGUUCUUUGGUUGAGACCUUUAUCAGUAAAGCCAGUGCUCUGCAACGCCAGGGGAGAGCUGGGCGGGUCAGAGAUGGCUUCUGUUUCCGAUUGUACACAAGAGAAAGAUUUGAAAGUUUUAUGGACUAUUCUGUUCCUGAAAUUUUACGUGUACCUCUGGAGGAAUUAUGUCUUCAUAUUAUGAAAUGUAAUCUUGGUUCCCCUGAAGAUUUCCUCUCCAAAGCCUUAGAUCCUCCUCAGCUUCAAGUAAUCAGCAAUGCAAUGAACUUACUCCGAAAAAUUGGAGCUUGUGAACUAAAUGAGCCUAAGCUGACUCCACUGGGCCAACACCUUGCAGCUUUGCCUGUGAAUGUCAAAAUUGGCAAGAUGCUUAUUUUUGGUGCCAUAUUUGGCUGCCUUGAUCCAGUGGCAACACUGGCAGCAGUUAUGACAGAAAAGUCUCCUUUUAUCACACCAAUUGGUCGAAAAGAUGAAGCAGAUCUUGCAAAAUCAGCUUUGGCUAUAGCAGAUUCGGACCACUUGACGAUCUACAAUGCAUAUCUAGGAUGGAAGAAAGCACGGCAGGAAGGAGGCUAUCGUUCUGAAAUCACAUACUGUCGGAGGAACUUUCUUAAUAGAACAUCGCUGUUAACCCUAGAGGAUGUAAAGCAGGAACUAAUAAAGUUGGUUAAGGCAGCUGGAUUUUCAUCUUCUACAACAUCUACCAGCUGGGAAGGAAAGCAAGCCUCACAGACACUCUCUUUCCAAGAAAUGGCCCUUCUUAAAGCUGUAUUGGCUGCAGGACUGUAUGACAAUGUGGGGAAAAUAAUCUAUACAAAGUCAGUGGAUGUUACAGAAAAGUUGGCUUGUGUUGUGGAGACAGCCCAAGGCAAAGCACAAGUACAUCCAUCCUCAGUAAAUCGAGACUUACAAACUUAUGGAUGGCUUUUAUAUCAGGAGAAGAUAAGGUAUGGCAGAGUGUAUUUAAGGGAAACAACGCUAAUAACUCCUUUUCCAGUUUUACUCUUUGGAGGUGAGAUAGAAGUUCAACACCGGGAACGUCUUCUUUCUGUUGAUGGCUGGAUCUAUUUUCAGGCUCCUGUAAAGAUAGCUGUCAUUUUCAAGCAGCUAAGAGUUCUCAUUGAUUCUGUUUUAAGGAAAAAGCUUGAAAAUCCAAAGAUGUCUCUUGAAAAUGACAAGAUUCUACAAAUCAUUACAGAAUUGAUAAAGAUGGAGAAUAGUAAUUGCUACUGAAAUUUAUGUCAGCUGCUUUAAAAUUAAGCUGAAGACACAAUCAUGAAAUUAUGUGGAAAUGGACCAUCCCAUUAAGUGUUUUAUUACCUAAAAUGUCGGUACUAGCCAUAACCUAAAAGGUGGCAGGAAAGAAGCACAUACUUUCAACAUGUGUAAUUUUCUACUUCCUUUUUAAUGAUUCCUCUCAGUAUAUUUGCCACUACAUUUACAAUAAAUACUUUGGUAUCAUC